AUGUAUGGUCAAGAUGGCGGUAUGCCUCAGCAGCAAGGACAAAUGCAAAUGCACUAUGCUUCACAACAACAGCAGAUGCAAAUGGGCCAACCACAGAUGAAUCAGAUGCCCCAACUUCAACAGCAGCAACAGCCAACACAGCCCAUGGGCCACCAACAGCCCAUGCAGAUGGGUCUCCAGCAACAGCUCGGUGGUCAACAGAUGGGAAUGCAGCCACAGCAAAUGGUUCAACAGCAGAUGGGUCAACAACAAAUGGGACAACAGCCUAUGAGUCAGCAACAGAUGGGACAACAACAAGCAGUACAGCAACCGCCACAUUCUCAACAAGGACAGCCUCCUAUGGGUCAACAACCUAUGCUUUCGGGACAAUCACAGCUUGGAUCAAUGCUCGGUGGUCCAGUGAGUUCGGUAUCUCAGCAACACAUGCAGAUGCAGCAGCCACGAAGUCCAAUGACGGCAGCGGGUUCAGUGGGACCGGUGAGCGUUUCCGCGUUCUUCCCUGUACUUUAUUUUUAUUUCAAAGGCACAGCCAGUCAUGUAACGGGAGGAACAAAAAUUUCUUGUUUCUUAGCACUGCUUAAAUAUAUUUAAGG
Molecule: messenger RNA, 593 nt
Organism: Cylicostephanus goldi
Lineage: Eukaryota; Metazoa; Nematoda; Chromadorea; Rhabditida; Strongylidae
Source: the annotation of a GenBank genome assembly